AUGCUCUACUCAAAGCUCUUCGUCGCCGCUCUUACCGGCAUCACCUGCGUCGCGGCUAUGCCCGCCGAGCAGCCUGCCGAGUUGGCCAAGACCGAGGCGUUUCCUCGUGGCGAAUGCCGCGAUGCACGCGACGACCUUUACUGCGGUCGCAGUGUCAAGGAGUUCACUCGCUACGAUGCGAAGAACAGGCUCUGCUUCGCUAACGACGGAGGUAACAGGCUCUUCUGCGCCAUUCGUGAGCAGCAGGAGUUGGCUAUUGAGCUGGCUCGCGAAUUCAACAGAAUCACCCGAUGUGAGAUUGAUCAGUACUACGGCUACAGAGAACGCCGCUGCGAAUGCUACCGCCGCGGCGAUGGAGACCGCGGCGAUGGAGACCGCGGCGAUGGAGACCGCGGUGGAAGAGGCCGCGAGUGCCGCGAUGGAGACCGCGAUGGAGACCGCGAUGGAGACCGCGAUGGCGACAGACGCGGCGGCCGUGAUGGUGACCGCGAUGGUGACCGCGAUGGUGACCGAGGCCGUGGUGAUCGUGAUGGUGACCGUGGCCGCGAUGACCACGACCCCAAUUGCAAGGGCGAUGACGUUGCUUUCUGCGCGGCUAGCGAGGACUUGAUCAUCACCUAUGAGCGUGGCGCGGAGAUUUGCGACAGGAACCGUGGCAACUACGUCUUCUGCGCCAACCCAGAGCGCGGCGCUGCUCGCGAGAAGGCCAGAGAUCACUUCCGCGACCGCAACAAGAAGCAGGCUUAG
Colletotrichum phormii is the source of this 747-nucleotide messenger RNA. RefSeq lists its product as uncharacterized. NCBI's taxonomy places the organism in Eukaryota, Fungi, Ascomycota, Sordariomycetes, Glomerellales, Glomerellaceae. The transcript has 3 exons. The record is from RefSeq and is a predicted model, not a curated record. The coding region runs from base 1 to 747 and encodes 248 amino acids.